AUGAACGCCACAAUCCCUGCAGUCAAGAGGAGGGCAUGUGUGGCGUGUACGGCUGCCAAGGCGAAAUGCACGCCGCAGGGUAUCAACCUGUGCCAACGGUGCGCUCGUUUGGGCAAGUCAUGCACAUACCUUGACCUUCCGCAGACGAAGCGGAAGCACAAGGCUGCACCAAGCCGUAUGGAUGUGCUAGAGAAGAAGGUCGAUCAACUGAUGUCGCAGCUGGCUGCCUUGACCCGACAGAGCGGGCAGACAUCGCCGGAUACUUCCAAUCCGCACAUCAACAACUUGGGCUCAUCUCGUGAUUCCGAGCAGGAUUCGAGCGACAUUGCCGCGCUGAUAGAUGCUGCUCAAGACCCGUCCCACGGCCUCGAUCCGCCGACCAGCUCUGCUCUGGAGGGCCAGCCGUCUAUUGUAGAUCGAGGGCUGCUGAGUGAAGCCGAGGCCGAACGCUUGGUUUCGACCUUCAAGCUUGAAUUAGUGCCCAAGUUUCCCUGUGUAUUGAUUGCACACGAUGAGGCGGCCGCUCGCCUCAGGGACCGAGAGCCUUUUCUCUUUUUGUGCGUCGUGGCCGCGGCCAUGGGCAGUGCCCACCCUCUGCGCAAAACGGUCGCCGAGGAGAUCAUGAAGCACGUUACGUCGAGGAUUGUGGUACGGUCUGAGAGGAACCUCGAGUUGCUCCGUGGUCUGCUGGUUUACAGUGCGUGGUACUCAUAUCCUGCAGAGCGAUAUCACCCGCGACUUUUGCUAUUGAUUCAGUUUUGUGGUUCGAUUUUGUAUGAUUUGGGACUUCACAGAAAACCUAGUCUAAGUGUGGAUGAGCAGCGGGCACUGCUGGGGACGUAUUGGAUGUCGGUUGGUUUCUCUGGCACACUCGGUCGGCCGGUGAUCCUGAAGCAUGAUCGUCGAGUCGAUGAAUGUAUUGAGAGUAUGACAUCUACCGAGCAUCUGUCAGAUCGGUGGAUUGCGCCUUUUAGCCACCUACAGUCUUUCUCGGCAACUCUAGAUGAAGUUUACGCUUCCAUGCAAGCAAGUGGUGGAAGAGCGCUCGUGCAGGCUACGCGCGGCUCGCUGCAGCGGCAAUUUGAUAGCAUGAGGACACAUGUAGAAAAAGAUCUCAUGAGCUGCCCUUCGUCAACAGAGAAUGCCAUACGCCUUGAAAUCAAAUAUACGGAAAUACGGCUGGAGGAGUUAUCUCUUCGAGAGGAACUGUGGACUGCAGAGCCUGCCAGCGCAGUCCGGACAAACAUGCUGAUGGGUAUAAUCCAGCGAAGCAAGGAGCUCAUUCAAACGAGCACAAACCUACCAGCGUCGGAGAUUGCUCACAUGACAAUAACCACAAGUGCUCGUAUAUGUGCUGCAGUGGGCUACAUACCCACUGCAAUAUUCACCCUUCUCAAGAUUAUCACUGGCUCUACAGACCCUCCCAUGGAUGCUCAGGUGCAGGCCGUUGUUGAUGCGGCAGACUAUCCCAAUCUUGUCACGGAGCUGGCCAACGUGCUGGAGACGAAAUUUGAGGGAAUGCCUGCUGCAGACAAAGAGGCGGAUAUUGUAGGGAGCCUUUGCUCUAAAAUGCGACUACUAGCACGUUGCUAUCCAUAUCAAAUCGGGGCGAUUGUUGGAACUGUGCCGUCCCAGGACGGAAGACAGGAUACGUCCAUGAUGGCAGCACACGACAAUGAGGUUGCUAUAACCCCCCAAGCCUGGCCGACUAUCUACGGCGAUCUGAGCGACAUACUCCCUGUCGAUGACAUCCAGUGGGAUUCUCUAUUGAGCAAUUUCACUGAGUUUAGCUAG
Messenger RNA from Aspergillus pseudonomiae, 1794 nucleotides. RefSeq lists its product as uncharacterized. Gene Ontology annotation, molecular function: zinc ion binding; DNA-binding transcription factor activity, RNA polymerase II-specific; transcription cis-regulatory region binding. The transcript has 4 exons. Lineage: Eukaryota; Fungi; Ascomycota; Eurotiomycetes; Eurotiales; Aspergillaceae. Gene Ontology annotation, biological process: regulation of DNA-templated transcription. Gene Ontology annotation, cellular component: nucleus. Bases 1 to 1794 code for a protein of 597 amino acids. The record is from RefSeq and is a predicted model, not a curated record.